AGGGUUAAAUUACCUUCCACUUAUUAUCUGUAACCAUUCUCUAGUGCCACUUUACCGUAAGGCAGCCAUGCCUUCAGGAGUCAUAUUCAUUGUUUGCAUUCCCUCAAGUAAUUACGAACAUGUGUUAAGAUACGGGAAACCUAAAAACUUCCCGAUCCAGACUCCAUCAUCGUUCAAGCCGUAUCAGCUGGAGGUAGAGCUGAGGAAUAAGAAGUGUAGAAGUAUACCUGUGCAGUUAACUCAGCAGUAUUACAAUGAAGCGUAUAACGCGACUUUGGAUAACAUUAAAGAGGAAGAUAAGUUUUUCACGUUGGAGAGCAUAUUACAAGAGUUGCUAAACAAGCUUGAAGUAAGCAAAGUAGUAUGGGUCAGCGACAAACCGGGAAACUAUUACGAGGUCAUAUUCCCACUACCCACUGGAGAUGAGUGCGAAACCAUGCUGCAUUGUCUGACCCAGCUGGGGAUUGGGGUCCGAUGGAAGUCAGUUGUAAGCGUUUUACCGUGCAGUGUUGUACACUCAGCCCUUGAACAUGAGGAUUACGACGAGGACACAAUAAUACGAAAAUCGGAAGAAGCAAAGCGUUGGCGCAGUUUUGUGGAGUCAAUUCGGUCAAAGCUCACUGUGAAGCAAGUGGUUGACGGCGUUCGAGGAGGCGGCGAACUAUCCUUCGACUAUCUCACUCUAAUUCUCACUGCUGACUCCCUCGCUGCCCUCGGCCUGGUAGAAAACAAUGCCUCAAACAUAGUAGCAGCUAUGCUGGUAUCACCCCUCAUGGGUCCAGUGAUGUCCAUAACUUUCGGAACCAUCAUAGCCGACAGGAGCCUCGUCAGAAGCGGCUUCGAAAGUCUUGUUCUGGGAAUGUUCUUCUCGCUAGUUUUUGGAUUCAUUUUUGGACUUAUCUUGGGAACUACAGAGAUGCCUUGGGGUUUUGGUGAUUGGCCCACUGAAGAGAUGAAAUCAAGAGGAAAUGUUCGUGCCCUUUGGAUGGGCGUGCUCUGGGCCUUAACAUCAGGCACGGGUGUGGCUUUGGCUUUACUACAAGGGAGCGCUGGGCCUUUGAUCGGUAUUGCGAUUUCGGCAUCAUUGUUACCACCGGUUGUAAAUUGCGGAUUAUAUUGGGCCUUGGCUUGCAUCUGGCUGUUGUAUCCAGGAGUUAAAAUACCGCAUAUAAAAGGAGAAGCUUACACUGGUAAUUCAUCUUACGAACCCUUAUACCACGAUUAUCUGCCCAUAGAAUUCGCUGUUAACGGCAUCGUGAGCUGCUGUCUUACAAUAGUCAACGUAAUCUGCAUCUUUAUCACGGCCAUAAUGUUCUUGAAGAUUAAGGAGGUCGCCGCGCCGUACACUUCGACUCCGGAUUUGAGGAGGUUUUGGGAACAAGACAUUAGAGUGGCUAGAGAGGCAAACAGGGCUAAUUUGCACGAAGCCGAACAGGACGAACGAGCUGAAUUCCUUUUGGAUGAUCUUAACCAGGGAUCUGAUGAGGAUAUUAAAGACAAGUUAGAAGCUGCAGUACAAGAAGCCCUUGAUGACGAGACUUACAGAAAAGUGAAGCGGAUGAGCUACCAGAGCCACAUAGCUGACGAGGUAUUUCGUACAAUCGGCAUGCAGUCUCGUACGCCAGUCUCCCUACGUUCCAGCCGCCGCUCCAGCAUAGCAUCACCGCGCGCCAGCGUCAAACAUCCCACUAAACAGGAAGAUAUCGCCGCACUUGACAAGAUCCUAACCUCCUUACUAGGAAACAGAGACAACAGAACAAGAUCGUUCCGGUCCCAUCGCGGAACGCCAAGAUCUAGCCGUAUGCCGGUGAUUUGUGAAAACAACAGACGAUCGGAGUCCUGGCCGGAAAGGAUAUUUGAAAACUCUGUUGUCAGCAGUGUGUUAAAUAAUUUGAAAACCAGUCAACGGAAUUCGUCGGCUGAAGAACCGUUUUUAACUCCUAAUUGAACUAUUUUUCUUCAUCUGCGCAAGAACACCCGCUUUUCACUCACG
Molecule: messenger RNA, 1993 nt
Organism: Cydia strobilella
Lineage: Eukaryota; Metazoa; Arthropoda; Insecta; Lepidoptera; Tortricidae
Exons: 10
Coding region: 68-1948 (626 amino acids)
Source: RefSeq, a predicted model, not a curated record